AUGGCUUUGAACCCCACCGACGGCUUCGUCGCCGCCGGCAACGGGGUGCUCGACCUGGACGACGCCGCGCUGCCCAUGUUCAUCGUCGAGCGAGUCCAGCUUCAGUUCUCCAUCGCGGCCGACUUUGUCGCCGCCCAGGUCGCGAACAAUGUUUUGGUUUUGGCGCUGUCAAAUGGACGUAUCUUACGCAUCGAUCUUAAUAGACCCGAGGACAUUGAUGACAUUGACCUCCCCAAGAAACCGGCAGAAAUCGGCGUCAUUCGCCGCAUGUUUCUCGACCCGACCGCCUCCCAUCUCCUCGUCUGCACGGCGCUCGGCGAGAACUACUACCUCCAUUCCCAGCACAAACACCCGCGCGCCCUAGCCCGCCUCCGAGGCGUCUCCAUUGAGAGCGUUGCCUGGAACCCCUCGCUGCCCACGGCGUCGACCCGCGAGAUACUGCUCGGCGCCGCCGACGGCAACAUCUACGAGGCCUCCAUCGAGACCACCUCGGAAUUCUACAAGAAGGACAUCAAGCUCAAGAACCUGCACAAGCUCCCGGAUGGACCGAUCACGGGACUCUGGGCCGAUACCUUGCCAAAACGGCCCGACAUGCGGCGGGUGAUGAUUGCGACGCAGAGCCGGCUGUUUCAUUUGGCUGGCAAGGUCGGCAGCGGCCACGACAGCGGAGGCUCGGUGUACACGAAGCUGUUUGAGUCGGAGCAGCCGGUUAUCCAUGAGCUGUCACGCUCCUCGGCCGCCGCGACGUCUUCGUUGGUCGUCUCGCCGGACCCUCCUGACAAGAACCCGUACGAGGACGAGGCGCAUGAACGGGCCUACGCGUGGCUAUCUGCGCAGGGCAUCUUCCACGGGCAGCUUGCCUCGAGUGCCGAGGGCAAAAAGAUAUUCAACGAGUCGAGCAUGCUUCCGCGUGAUAAGAUUGGUUCGUCUGACGGACCGGGCAACAAGCGGAAAGCUACGGCGGAUUACGUCGAGGCGAUUGCUCUGACACAGUGGCACAUUGUCAGCCUGAUUGGAGGCCGCGUGGUCGCCACGAAUCGCCUGACCGGGGAGGUUGUCUAUGACCAAAUCGUUUUGGACCCCGGGCAGAGGGCUGUGAGCUUGUCUGUGGAUCUGCAGAAGAACACGUUCUGGAUGUUCACUGCGCAGGAGAUUUUUGAAGUGGUCGUCAGGGACGAAGACCGCAAUAUUUGGCAAAUCAUGCUGAAGCUGCAACAGUUUGACUCUGCGCUGCAGCAUGCGAAGACGCCCGCGCAACGGGAGACGGUGGCGACGUCAUAUGGUGACCACCUCGUCGCGAAGCGGCAGUACAUGGAGGCAGCCUCGGUGUACGGACGUAGCAAUAAGCCGUUCGAAGAGGUGGCUCUCACGUUUAUCGACAAUAACGAACCGGAUGCUCUGAGGAAGUAUCUACUAGCGAAGUUGAGCACGUCGAAGAAGGCGGCCGUCAUGCAAAGAAUUAUGAUUGCGAGUUGGCUGGUGGAGAUAUUCAUGGCGAGGCUCAACUCGCUGGACGACACUAUUAUCACGCAAGCCGAGUUGGCCGACGGCCUCAACCCGGCACAGUCGAGGGAACAGCUCCACGCAGUCCAGGGCGAGUUCCAGGAGUUUGUCAACAAGUACAAGUCUGAUCUCGACCGGCGGACGGUGUACGACGUAAUCAGCAGCCACGGCCGGGAGCAAGAGCUGCUGCACUUUGCCAACGCCGUCAACGACUACAACUACGUCCUGUCAUACUGGGUUCAGCGCGAGAGGUGGCCCGAGGUGCUGACGGUGCUGAAGAAGCAGACGGAUCCCGAGGUUUUUUACCGGUACAGCACUGUGCUUAUGACGCAUGUUGCUUCGGACCUGGUUGAGAUACUCAUGCGCCAUUCCGACUUGAAGCCUCGCAAGUUGAUUCCUGCGCUGCUGGAGUACAACCGCAACUUUGAGGGCACCCCCCAGCAGAACCAGGCCGUCAGAUAUCUGCAGUACAUUAUCAACCAGCUCAACUCCAAGGACUCGGCAGUACACAACACUCUUGUUUCGAUAUAUGCCCAGACCUCCAAAGACGAAGCGGGCUUGCUGUCGUAUCUGGAAUCGCAGGGAGAGGAACCAAACUACGACCCGGAUUUUGCCCUUCGCCUGUGUAUCCAACACCACCGCACGCUGUCUUGCGUCCACAUCUACACAAGUAUGGGCCAGUACCUACAAGCCGUCGACCUGGCGCUCUCGCACAACGAGGUUGAGCUGGCGUCCGUGAUUGCAGACCGGCCCAUGUCCAACCCGCCUCUGCGGAAGAAGCUCUGGCUCGCCGUUGCGCGCAAGGUCAUUUCGCAGUCAAACGGCAUCAAGACGGCCAUUGACUUUUUGAAGCGGUGCGACUUGUUGAAGAUUGAGGAUCUCAUUCCCUUUUUCCCAGAUUUUGUCGUCAUCGACGACUUCAAGGAGGAGAUUUGCACUGCGCUCGAGGACUACGGGCGCAACAUUGACUCGUUGAAGAAGGAGAUGGACGAGUCGUCGCAGACGGCGACGAAUAUCAAGGUGGACAUUGCCGCUCUGGAUCACCGGUACGCGAUUGUCGAGCCUGGGGAGAAGUGCUACGUCUGCGGGCUGCCGUUGUUGAGUAGGCAGUUCUUUGUGUUUCCCUGCCAGCACUCGUUCCACUCGGAUUGUUUGGGCAAGAGGGUGCUGGAGCAGGCUGGGGUCGGCACGAGUAAGAGGAUCCGCGAGCUUCAGGUGCAGAUUAGCAAGGGGUUGGUGAAUGGUGGCAAGAGGGAGGCUAUGAUUAUGGAGUUGGAUUCCUUGGUGGCAUCAGCAUGUAUUCUUUGCAGCGAGUUUGCCAUUAAGAGGAUUAAUGAGCCAUUUGUGACGCCACAGGAUAACCUCAAUGAAUGGAGGAUUUAA
Molecule: messenger RNA, 2886 nt
Organism: Colletotrichum godetiae
Lineage: Eukaryota; Fungi; Ascomycota; Sordariomycetes; Glomerellales; Glomerellaceae
Product: Pep3/Vps18/deep orange family protein
Exons: 3
Coding region: 1-2886 (961 amino acids)
Biological process (GO): endosome organization; intracellular protein transport; organelle fusion
Cellular component (GO): HOPS complex; endosome
Molecular function (GO): protein-macromolecule adaptor activity
Source: RefSeq, a predicted model, not a curated record